Molecule: messenger RNA, 1170 nt
Organism: Diaporthe amygdali
Lineage: Eukaryota; Fungi; Ascomycota; Sordariomycetes; Diaporthales; Diaporthaceae
Exons: 3
Coding region: 1-1170 (389 amino acids)
Molecular function (GO): heme binding; iron ion binding; monooxygenase activity
Source: RefSeq, a predicted model, not a curated record
AUGGUGCGAAUGGUGGCGACGAUCAUGGGCGGCAGGAAGAGUACGCUGAAAAUCAUCGGCCGGGACCUACUUGAAGACCACGGUCACGUCGCAGGAAUGUGGAUCAGCCAUCAAGUCAUGAUGGCUACGACCGAAGGCAUCUACGGGCCCAAGAACCCAUUCAGAGACGACUCUGCUGUCCAGGCUUUCAGAAAAUUCGAAGCAGGCAUCCUGCCGCUCAUGACAAGCCCUAUAACAUCUAUAACGGCGAGACGGUCCAUCAGAGCUCGCGAAACCCUGCUGAAAGCUUAUGUCACUUACUACGAGAAAAAGGGUUACGAAGAUCCUCAAGCAUCUGCUUUCAUACGCGAUCGACAGCAAUACUUGUCUUCCGAAGGCCUUUCUCUUGUGGAUAUCGCGAGGAUCGAAAUGCUGAACUCGAUCGCGCUCCUCAGCAACACUAUGCCAGCGACCUUCUGGCUGGUCUACCAUAUCAUGUCUGACCCCACAGUCCUAGCAGACUGUCGGGAAGAGCUUACCAAAACAUUGAAUAUGUCCGGAGAGCGAGAUUGCAAAGACACCACAGACGCCGUGCGGAGCAUCGACAUAGAUUAUAUCAGACGCCAUUGUCCAAUCUUGCUAUCCACGUUCAAGGAGGUCUUCCGCUACCAUGGUGUCGGCAUCUCAUCUCGUGUGAUCCUGGAAGACCAUCUGCUGGACGGACGGUUCCUCCUCAAGAAGGAUAACAUUCUGCUGAUUCCCGGCGAGGUACAGCAUCAGGAUCGAACUGUUUGGGGCGAGGACGUGGACGUGUUCUCCCACAACCGAUUCGUCGGUGGGCAGGGUGGAAGCAAAGGCGGGCGCCGAUUGAACCCUGUGGCCUUUCGAGGAUUUGGCGGGGGUUCAACGUUAUGUCCGGGUCGCCACUUCGCGGCCACAGAAAUAAUGGCGUUUGCUGCGCUGUUUGUUCUCCGAUUCGAUGCCAGACCAGCGUCUGGGGUGAGGUGGUCAAUUCCGACUGUGGAGAAUACCAAUAUGGCCACUUCUAUCCACCAGCCCGACCAUGAUGUAGAAAUCGAGGUGCGACUGCUGGGUAAUGAGAGGGUCAAGUGGGAAGUGAAAUUAUCAGAGUCGAAUAAACCGAUGGAGGUCUCAGCCGAGGAUAUAGCCGCUAUCAAGACUACGGUAUAA